AUGUCGAAGCGCGACAUUGUCCUCACCAAUGUCACCGUCGUCCAGCUGCUGCGACAGCCAUGCCCGGGUGAGGGAGGCAGCGGAGCGAUCCCGGGGAAAGGAAGAAAGUGUGGUGUGGGGGGACACGCCGCCCCCGCACAGGGUCCUCGUCAGUCCCGAGUACCUCCUUCCAAAGGAGUGCGCUCGGGGAAGGCAGGAGGCACAGGAGCGGGUCCGCACCUGCCGGACUGGGCUCUUCCAUCCAGGAACCGCCUCACUCCCUCCUCCCGCCUCGCCUUGCUCACCUCCAGCAAAGUGGUUUUUACCGCGAUGCAAGGGCACCCGCAGCCUGCCAGGGCCGUGUUAAUCGUGGGCGUGCGCUCACUGAAGCCUCGCAACCAGCCCGGCCUCACCCAGCCAGAGCUGCGCGCGCGCGCACAUAUUCCACCCAGACCAAGCCAGGAAGGCAACCUCGGUUCCCUGGCUGUUGCCUCACUUCCCAGGGCUGGGGAGCCAGCCGGGAAGCCUCCGUACCACAGGGUAACCAGAGCACCGCCCCCACCUGAGCCCAAGGUUGAGGCAGAGCCAGAACCUCAGCCUGAGCCCAAGCCCACACCGGAGCCAGUCACGGAUGUACGAGCUGAGCCACCGCCGCCGCCGCCACCACCACCUAAGAAGCCUUCUGCGGCCCGGGAGUUGACUGUUGGCAUCAAUGGAUUUGGACGUAUUGGUCGCCUGGUGCUGCGCGCCUGCAUGGAGAAGGGCAUUAAGGUGGUGGCGGUGAACGACCCGUUCAUUGACCCAGAAUACAUGGUGUACAUGUUCAAGUAUGACUCCACCCAUGGCAGAUACAAGGGGAACGUGGAGUGCAGGAACGGACGGCUGGUUGUGGAUGACCAAGAGAUCAGUGUUUUCCAGUGCAAGGAGCCCAAAGAAAUCCCCUGGAAGGCCGUUGGGAGCCCCUUUGUGGUGGAGUCCACAGGCGUGUACCUCUCCAUAGAAGCGGCUUCGGCCCACAUCACGGCAGGUGCCCAGCGUGUGGUCAUCAGCGCACCCUCACCGGACGCACCCAUGUUCGUCAUGGGUGUGAACGAAAAGGAGUAUAACCCUGGCACCAUGAACAUCGUCAGCAAUGCAUCCUGUACCACCAACUGCCUGGCCCCCCUGGCCAAGGUCAUCCAUGAGCAAUUUGGGAUCGUGGAAGGACUGAUGACCACAGUCCAUUCCUACACGGCCACCCAGAAGACUGUGGACGGGCCAUCAAAGAAGGCCUGGCGAGACGGACGGGGUGCUCACCAGAACAUCAUCCCAGCUGCCACAGGGGCUGCCAAGGCCGUAGGCAAAGUCAUCCCAGAGCUCAAAGGGAAGCUGACGGGAAUGGCAUUCCGGGUGCCCACCCCGGAUGUGUCUGUCGUGGACCUGACCUGCCGCCUGGCCCGGCCUGCCACAUACUCGGACAUCAAGAAUGCCAUAAAAGCGGCGGCCAAGGGGCCCAUGGCUGGCAUCCUCGCCUACACCGAGGAUGAGGUGGUCUCCUCGGACUUCACCACCGACCCCCACUCCUCCAUCUUCGAUGCCAAGGCCGGCAUAGCUCUCAACGACAACUUUGUGAAGCUCAUUUCCUGGUAUGACAACGAGUACGGCUACAGUCACCGGGUGGUCGACCUCCUGCGCUACAUGUUCAGCCGAGAGAAGUGAAGGGCAAGACCGCCCGCCAGCCCGCCUCGCUUCAUGGGUUUCACCCGAAACUCCCAUCCCCGCACGCGGCUUCCCCGAGGAGGGGCACCAGACGUGAGGGCCCUGCGCCGC
Molecule: messenger RNA, 1788 nt
Organism: Loxodonta africana (African savanna elephant)
Lineage: Eukaryota; Metazoa; Chordata; Mammalia; Proboscidea; Elephantidae
Gene: GAPDHS
Product: glyceraldehyde-3-phosphate dehydrogenase, spermatogenic
Exons: 13
Coding region: 1-1677 (558 amino acids)
Biological process (GO): glucose metabolic process; glycolytic process
Cellular component (GO): cytosol
Molecular function (GO): glyceraldehyde-3-phosphate dehydrogenase (NAD+) (phosphorylating) activity; NADP binding; NAD binding
Source: RefSeq, a predicted model, not a curated record